Tremella mesenterica DSM 1558 is the source of this 1533-nucleotide messenger RNA. RefSeq lists its product as uncharacterized. Lineage: Eukaryota; Fungi; Basidiomycota; Tremellomycetes; Tremellales; Tremellaceae. The transcript has 4 exons. Gene Ontology annotation, molecular function: protein binding. The record is from RefSeq and is a predicted model, not a curated record. The coding region runs from base 1 to 1533 and encodes 510 amino acids.
AUGUCCCAUGGUCUCUUAUCCGGACAUCCACCUCCAUCUAUAGAGAUAUUGCAAGCUUGGCUCGACGACCAUGGUGCCGUCAUCAACUCCCAUGUUGAAAUCACUGAAAGUUUCGACGGCUGGGGCAUUAGGGCUACUGAGACGAUCGAUGAAGGUGACCUAGUCUGUAUGAUCCCAAAGACGGCUGUACUUUCCCACCGAACCAGCUCAUUACCCCUUCUGGCACCCCCACCAACAAGUGUAGAUGGUAUUGAAGCGCAUUGGCCUAUCUUGCAGCUAUCCCUCGCGAUCCUACAUGAACUCAGAUUGGAUGUCGAUUCUCCCUUCUUUGGCUACCUUCAGAGCCUCCCAAGAGAGUUGAUACUCCUACCCGUAUUCUGGAGCGUUAAAAGAAUAGCCGGGGAAGAUGGACGAUUAGGAUUACUUUGGCUGAAAGGGACGGAAGCGGAGCGUGAUAUGGCAAGAAGAUCUUCCAUCGGUCUUGGUCUAAAUGAACUGAACACUUUCUAUCAAACACACAGAUUACAUUUACCUUCAACAAGAUUUCACCCAUCACCUUCCCCAUUCGAAGCUUUUUAUCACACUUUCGCUCUCGUUUCAACUCGAGCAUUUGUCAUUGAUCUAUACCACACUGUUGGUCUUUGUCCAUUUGCAGACCUUUUAAAUCAUUCAUCUACCCCUCAUACUCAAUUAGCAUCAGACAAAGACGUUUGUCAUAUCUGUGGUUCUCUUCCAUCUUGCAAACAUGAUCUUCUUAACGCCAACGAUGUCCCAAGACGGUUGGAACAAGUACCACCUCAUACUAGGAAGAUCAUGGAAGAAACCAUUGAUUGUGUUGAACUCAAAUUGGAAAGAUCAGUUAGAGGUGGAGAAGAAAUUUGGAAUUGGUAUGAUGACAAUAUCGGUGAUGCGAGAAGUUUAGUCGAAUGGGGUUUUGUAGGUGAAGAUUUUGCAGAUGAAGGAAUAACUUGGGAAUUGUCACAUGUCCUGGGAACAGAUAUAAGUCUCAAGAGAGCAUACGCAGGGAUGAUUGCGUCGGGAGUUAUUAAAGAUAUGAUGGACAAUAUAGACGUCGAAGAUCCUUUAGUGGGUUUACCGGACAGAAUGGGACUUUUGAGUGUGUCGCAUGAAGGUCAGAUUUCAGGUUAUUUGUUUGCGGCGGUGGUCAUUGGACGAGUACUUCUGGAUGAAGUGCCAGGGCAUACGGAACUAGCAGAGGUGAUGAGGGAUAGCUUGGAAGAGAUCGAGCGAAGGGCGAACGCGAACGAGUUCAGAGGGACAGAUGCAGAAAUGUCGGGUCAGACCAAAUCAAACACGAAUAAAGGUCCACUGUCACCUAUCACUGGGCAAGUCGUCAAGGAGAUCAUCAACCUACUUGAGACACGUCUGACAAAGUUUCAUCAUUCGGAGCAUCAAGUGGAAGAUCUUUACACUAUCCGUGACGUGAACUCUCUCUUCCGACGCCAAGCUGCAGCGGAUGGCUAUCAUGGUUCGUAUUCACGAACAAUCUUUACUCGAAUCAACUUUGCAUAA